Molecule: messenger RNA, 312 nt
Organism: Racocetra persica
Lineage: Eukaryota; Fungi; Glomeromycota; Glomeromycetes; Diversisporales; Gigasporaceae
Source: the annotation of a GenBank genome assembly
AUGGAUCAAGAAGAGGCAUCCAUAGUUAUAAGUGUAUUGAAAAUUAUAUCCUUUCUACUUUAUUUUGCUCUCUGGAUAUAUUUUGAAGUUAAAGAAUUCGGUUCUUAUACAUCCAAAUCAUUUUCUAUAAAUAUAAUUUUGGGUUUUGCUUUUGCUUUGUCGAUAAUAUUUUUCUGUACCGAAUUACUUUCUUUAUUAAGUGGAGACGAAAAUACUAUAAGUGGAAACAGCUAUUGUAUCGUCUUUACGUACCUUACUCUUGCACUGGCUUAUAGUGGUGCAGUUAGUAUAGGAGAUAUAAAUGUGGGAAAG